AGGGUGGGCUGAUUGGAACUGAAAUCUGCCACAUCUCCUAAGUUGUGAGCUACUAUGUCGUUGUCAUAUCUUGCAUGCAUUGUUACUGUUAUCUGCAGCAAGUGGAGACUGCAUUUUCUAAAUGCCUGUCACCCUCUCACUUUUCUGCCUAUAUAAAGCACCUGCAUAUUGUAACCCUGAAAUGUGGAUCAUCCUCUACUGAAAACCACUAGCUCUAAUCAUAAUACCAAUGGCCGAGGAAGAAAUUAAGCCGCCAAUUGAGGUUAUAAUUGAUGCUUCCAUCAUCAGUAAAAACCAAGAAGAGACCAAUAUUUCCAAGCUAUCUGAAUCUUCCAUCUUAACCAGGCUCCAUGCGGGCUAUUUCAGGAUAAGCCUCUCUCUUGGAGGCCAAGCUUUGCUGUGGAAGAUUCUUAGCGAAUCCAAGAGUGACUCGCAAGAAGUCUGGCACCUGUUUCGGAUACUCCCUUCUACAGCUUUCCUUCUUCUCUGGUGGCUUGCCUUUCUGACACAGAUUUCACUCUCACUUCUCUACAUUCUCAGAUGUCUAUUUCACUUUCACAUGGUGAAAGCAGAGUUUUUGCACUAUAUAGGACUGAACUACUUGUAUGCUCCUUGGAUUUCAUGGAUCCUUUUACUUCAAUCGACGACAAUUAUCAGUCCAAGUAGUGUAUCUUACCUUGCUCUCUUCUGGGUCUUCACUGUUCCGGUUGUGGUGCUUGAUGUUAAAAUCUAUGGACAGUGGUUCACGACGGAGAAGCGGUUUCUAUCCACGCUUGCAAACCCUACUAGCCUUAUGUCAGUGAUAGGAAACUUGGUGGUAGCUCAAGCGGCAGCUCAGAUGGGGUGGACAGAGAGUGCAACAUGCAUGUUCUCACUAGGAAUGGUGCACUAUUUAGUACUCUUUAUCACACUUUACCAGCGCCUAUCGGUUUGCAAUCACUUUCCAGCAAUGUUGAGGCCAGCAUUCUUCUUGUUCUUUGCCGCACCAAGCAUAGCAAGUACGGCUUGGUACUCCAUCUCAGGAUCCUUUCAUACAAUGUCAAAGAUGCUCUUUUUCCUCUCCUUGUUCCUCUUCACUUCUCUGGCAUGUAGACCAGCUCUUUUCAGGAAAUCCAUGAGACGAGUGAACGUUGCUUGGUGGGCGUAUUCCUUCCCAGUAACCUCUCUUGCUCUCGCCUCUGCUUUGUAUGCAAAAGAGGUGAAAGGUUAUGUAGCACCAGGAUUGACGCUAGCGCUAUCUGCUCUCUCUGUUCUGGUGUUCCUUGGAUUGAUGGUGCUCACCGCGUUUAACACCGACAAGCUCCUGCGCCAAAAGGACCCUGUACUGAGUUUUGCUAAGGAUCUUAGAACAAGGACUUGAAAUAGCUUGAAGGGCAAGUAACAAUUAUCAACACAAUCGCAUGUAUUCAUAAUAUGAGUCGUCAGUGCUGACUUUUCCAGUUCAUACAAUACAAGAAAUGUACAAAGUUCUCCCUUUUAUCCAUGAAUUCCUAUCACGAGACAGCAUUAUCUUGCUACUUCA
Molecule: messenger RNA, 1522 nt
Organism: Tripterygium wilfordii
Lineage: Eukaryota; Viridiplantae; Streptophyta; Magnoliopsida; Celastrales; Celastraceae
Product: S-type anion channel SLAH1-like
Exons: 2
Coding region: 230-1360 (376 amino acids)
Biological process (GO): intracellular monoatomic ion homeostasis; transmembrane transport
Cellular component (GO): membrane
Molecular function (GO): voltage-gated monoatomic anion channel activity
Source: RefSeq, a predicted model, not a curated record